Procambarus clarkii (red swamp crayfish) is the source of this 2663-nucleotide messenger RNA. RefSeq names its product zwei Ig domain protein zig-8. Gene Ontology annotation, cellular component: neuron projection membrane. Gene Ontology annotation, biological process: synapse organization. NCBI's taxonomy places the organism in Eukaryota, Metazoa, Arthropoda, Malacostraca, Decapoda, Cambaridae. The record is from RefSeq and is a predicted model, not a curated record.
UGGGAACGAGAGGUGGUGUGGCUUCUCACGCUCUGAUAUCUGCUUCAGUCUCGCUCCUUAAAGCUACCAACAGAUACUUCUAGUUAAUGACGCAGUGUUCACUCACGCGAUAUCCCGGCAGGUGUAUGACGCUGAUCAGAUAACGUGUCGGUCACUGAAACGAAUAUUUCAAUAUUACUUUUCAACUCCUAAAACUUUUAAAAAGUUAGCGCGUGAUAUUAAUAUCCCAAAAUUGGGAAAUAAAUUAUAUAAAAGGGGAAGAAAAUACACCUAAAACUGAAAAUAAAAGCACUUUUAAAUCUUAAAUAACGUAUAAUAUAGCGUAGGUUAAACAUGACAAGUACCACACAUGACUUAGGAUUCUUACAGAAACACUCCAGGAGAAAAUGUUGUCUUGUGGAGAGAGAGUGUGUGUGAAAGUGAAGGUCGCACGUGAGCGGUGAGUUGACUCUCAGGGUAGACAUGUGUACGGCCAUUCAAGUGCCUCGUGAGGGCAUGAGGUGUCUUGUGAGGGCGUGAGGUGCCAGACGUGAGGCGUGAGGUACCUAGGGAGCCACCAUGAGAGGGCCACCAGUCGGGACGCUACUGGCACUAUUCCUGCUGGCGUUGUCUUGUCCUCACACUCAGCCUACGAUAAGUGUCGCUCCUGAAGGAGAGGAAGCAGAGAAGGAGGAGUGGUGGGGGAAAGGCCAGGCCCUCCAGCCGCAGUUCGACAACAUUCCCUCCAACGUCACAGCCAAGGUGGGAGAGUCAGCGUUCCUUCCCUGCACAGUCUCGAACCUUGGCGACAAGUCGGUGACUUGGAUGAGGCAGCGAGACCUUCACAUCCUGACAGCCGGGAUCUUUACGUACUCCGCUGAUGAUCGCUUCACGGUGGUGCACGCGGAGGAGUCCAAGGACUGGACGCUGCAGAUUAAGUACGCUACGAUGCGGGACUCUGGGAUUUAUGAGUGUCAUGUCAACUCCGAUCCCAAGAUCAGCCGCCAGGUGGCUCUCCGGGUCAGAGAGCACAGUCAGCUAGACGAUCCUGCCUUCAGAGGCCGCCUCACCACCAGCACUCUCCCCACUCCGUUGGUGACGAUCGAGGGACCGGCCGAGCGCCACAUCCAGGCGGGUAGCGUCUUGACCAUCACGUGCAUCAUCCACCAUCCGCCAGGUCAGCCACCCGCGCACGUUCUCUGGUUCCACGGCGCUACCAACAUUGACUACGACUCCCCUCGCGGCGGCGUCUCCAUACAGACAGAGAAGUUCCCCAGCAAGACCCGGAGUCAGGUCAUGUUGUCCAACGUCCGGGACUCUGACACCGGGGAGUACAGCUGCAGCCCGUCUGAUCUCCCACCCUCCGUCAUCGCCGUCCACGUGCAGCAUGGACAGCACCAGGCCGCGGUACAGCAGGGAGGCUUGAGCUCGGCUCCUGUCACCAACCCCGUCACCCACCUCCUCCUGCUGCUGCUGCUGAUGAUGAUCCAGCGAGUGAAGACCUGGCAGUGAAAGAGGCACUCUUCUGGCAGUGAGGGAGGCACUCUUCUGGCAGUGAGGGAGGCACUCUUCUGGCAGUGAGGGAGUCACUCUUCUGUCAGUUAGGGAAGCACUUUCCUGGCAAGAAGGGCGGUACUUACUGUCGUCUCACCCGUGACUGGCUGCCAAUUAGUGCUCUCUUCAUCUACCACCAAUCAUGGGGACCUCUGGUCGCUUACAUGGGGGACUCAAAUCACUUAAAGUGUAUGUGACGAACUGGCUGUGACGACCAUAUUUAAUUUCGACCAAUAUUAAUCAGGGUGGUUUUACAUCCUGACUUGUGGAAGGGGUAAGACCAGUAUUAAAUGAUUUAUCGUGGCGUUAGUCCUGAGAUUGGGUGACCGUCUCGGUGGGGGAGCUCUGAUACCUCCCCAAAAGGUCACUUUCCGCCGUUAAUAAGAAAUGUGGGGGUCACAAACUAGCAAUGAGGAAUAUGGUGUUGGGAGGCCGAUCUCCAAGAAAAAACCCCUGCUCACCAGGUGCUAUUUGAAACAUAACUUACUGGAAUCUGCAGCGAUAAUGGUUACAAAGUGGGUUAUGAACGUUAAAAGUUAAGAAUAUUCGUUCGGAAAAGAAAUUUGCCACCGGUUUAGUCUUUUGUGGUGUGAUGUGUGUGCGGAGCAAUGAGCAUAAACUACACGGCUGAUUAGGUUUUGGUCGAAUUCCAAAUUCCAUCGGGCGGGUGUCAAAGUCCUCGGACACCUGCAGUAACUGGUCCAGAUGUUGUGUAGACGUGCGGGUGUGGCAGGUAUCACCCUAUUUAAAAGAAAAAUGUGUUCGUCGAAGAAACGAAUAGAAAACCAAAUUUUUUUUCUACAAAACUCUCAAAUGAUUUAGCACUCCAGACGAACAGAGCUUGUAGCAGAUCCGUAUUGUGUAGUGAUUGGACAGUCGUAUUGUGUAGUGAUUGAACAGUCGUAGGCUACAACAAACAUGAACACACAGAUUCAAUGGUCAAAUAGUUCACCCCUCCCCCCCCCCCUUCCUGUUUCGUCAUCGGUAUUCUCUGUGUAUUCAUACAUCUGUAGAAAGAACAUGAAGUGGAUGUUUCUAUAAAUGACAUUCAGUAUUUUUUUAAACCUUGAAUAUUUCCAUUAUCUGAUUUCGAAUAUUUUUCAUCACGUAUACAUAUGAGUGUAUAUAUA